ACCAAAACGACGCGGUUUCAAACAACAACAAAAAAGAAAAACAAACAAACAAGUGGGAUAGCUGAGCUGAGCUCCGGGCGGCAACCUCCUCCUCCUCUCUCUCAUCAUCUUCGUAAGAGAAAUGGCGAGGGUUCCUUGUGACUUGAGAUUUCUUCUCAUACCGGCAGCUUUCAUGUUCAUUUACAUCCAGAUGAGGCUUUUCCAGACGCAAUCACAGUAUGCAGAUCGCCUCAGUUCAGCUCUCGAGUCAGAGAACCAUUGUACUAGUCAAUUGCGAUCCCUCAUUGAUCAAGUAAGCACUAAACAGUCCCGGAUUCUCGCUCUCGAAGAUUUGAAGAACCGCCAGGACCAACAACUCGUGCAGCUUAAAGAUCUUAUCCACACCUUUGAAAGUAAAGGGAUAGCAAAGCUCACUCAAGGUGGACAGGGGCCUCUGGCAGCUGUUGUGAUUAUGGCCUGCAGUCGUGCUGACUAUCUUGAACGCACUGUCAACUCUGUUUUAAAAUAUCAAAGUCCCAUUGCUUCAAAGUAUCCUCUCUUUAUUUCUCAGGAUGGAUCUAAUCAAGCCGUCAAGAGCAAGUCUUUGAGCUAUACUCAACUAACGUAUAUGCAGCACUUAGAUUUUGAACCAGUCAUCACCGAAAGGCCUGGCGAAUUGAUUGCCUACUACAAAAUUGCACGUCACUACAAGUGGGCACUAGACCAGUUGUUUUACAAACAUAAAUUUAGUCGAGUGAUUAUACUAGAAGAUGAUAUGGAAAUUGCUCCAGACUUCUUUGAUUACUUUGAGGCUGCAGCUCGUCUCAUGGAUAGGGAUGGAACCAUUAUGGCUGCUUCAUCAUGGAAUGAUAAUGGCCAGAAGCAGUUUGUGCAUGAUCCCUAUGCACUUUACCGAUCAGAUUUUUUUCCUGGCCUGGGGUGGAUGCUGAAGAGAUCGACUUGGGAUGAGCUAUCACCAAAGUGGCCAAAGGCUUAUUGGGAUGAUUGGCUGAGAUUGAAGGAAAACCAUAAAGGCCGCCAAUUUGUUCGACCAGAAGUCUGCCGAACAUACAAUUUUGGUGAACAUGGGUCUAGUUUGGGACAGUUUUUCAGUCAGUAUCUGGAACCUAUAAAGCUAAAUGAUGUGAAGGUUGACUGGAACGCGAUGGACCUGGGAUACCUGACAGAGGGAAACUAUACCAAGUACUUUUCUGGCUUAGUGAGACAAGCACGACCAAUUCAAGGGUCUGACCUUGUCUUAAAGGCUCAAAAUAUAAACGGCGAUGUUCGUAUCCGGUAUGAAGACCAAGCAGAGUUUGAACGCAUUGCAGGGGAGUUUGGCAUAUUUGAAGAAUGGAAGGAUGGUGUGCCCCGAACAGCAUAUAAAGGAAUAGUUGUGUUCCGAAUCCAGACUACUAGACGUGUAUUCCUGGUAGGCCCAGAUUCUGUGAUGCAGCUUGGAAUUUGAAAAUCCUGAUGCAAAACAAAACACAUAUGAAAGCAAAGGAAGAUCAUUUUGACCACAGGCAGCCUUUCUUCAAACAGCUGUUUGCACUUUCUGGCUGUAUAAUUCAAGGAUGAGUUUGUAGACAGGGGGUGGUUUAACUUAACAGCUAGAAAGCUCUGGUGACCUGUGUCAUAGGUUUUAAAGUCAAGGGAACCCACUCCUUUAAAGGAGCAGACUUAAAACACAUUUCAGUCGUUAUAUAACCUGAUUGUUUUGUUGGUUGGUUGGUCUUACACGAACGCAAAAUCGUUAUA
Brassica rapa (field mustard) is the source of this 1740-nucleotide messenger RNA. Its product is annotated as alpha-1,3-mannosyl-glycoprotein 2-beta-N-acetylglucosaminyltransferase. Gene Ontology annotation, molecular function: alpha-1,3-mannosylglycoprotein 2-beta-N-acetylglucosaminyltransferase activity. The record is from RefSeq and is a predicted model, not a curated record. Lineage: Eukaryota; Viridiplantae; Streptophyta; Magnoliopsida; Brassicales; Brassicaceae. Gene Ontology annotation, cellular component: Golgi apparatus.